CCGUCCUCGGCCGCAGUCUCCGCGAACGUUCAACAGGCACGGCGGCGCACAGUCGUAUCGCGCGCGUCAUUACUGACCGACACGUGUGCGCGGCAAAACGUUUUAUUUUUAUAUUUUUCUCGUCGUGUUAUUAUUAUUGCUGGCCGUUUUUCUUUUCUUUUCCAUUUAUUACACCGACGACCGUUAUAAAAAUCGUCUCCGUCACGUCGUCACGCGCUUACGCGAGAUGGGCCGCCGGUUCGCGUGGCUGCCGACGCUGCUUCUGCUGCGGUUCUCGGCCUUUGCCGACGAUCGGUGUCCGAUGAACGUUUCCCAACCGGCGCCCGAAAACGCUUACCAGGUGAACGACGUGCUGUGGGCCGGACAACCGGAAAAACCGUACCCGCCGGCCGCGUACCGUUCGAUGCAGGGCGUCGGUUACGUUCUUUGCACGUGCGAAACGGGAUCGUGUAUCCGCAAGUGCUGCGCGCCGAACGCUGCGUACGUGAAUUCAAAAUGCACGCCACUGAACGUGUCGGACCAUGUUGUCGAGUUCAAGGUUCCAAAACUUGUGAAUGCAAACGGGACGGUCGACAUUUAUGAGACGGACCUGUUUCAUGUAGUCUAUGGAAAACUAACAUGUCGUAAAAAAUAUAAAUUGGCUCCAUCACCGGAGAAAAAUGACGAUUUCCGAAUAAAUAAAGAGGGAUUUUUACUGAAUGAAUCAGGAAAAAUUAUUGCUGCACCAGAUCGAUUUUGUUUGGAGCAAUUUUCCGAAUUAAAUUAUCAAAUUUUAGCAGUUGUUUGUUCUCCAGAACAAUUGGCAGUCCAACAAGAUGGCACAAAUGUAUUUUAUACGAUCGGCAUGAUGCUGUCACUGCCAUUUUUGCUUAUAACGUUCCUAGUUUAUGCGCUUAUCAGAGACUUACGGAAUUUGCAUGGAAAAUCAUUAAUGUGUCAUGUAGCAACGCUAUUGGUGGCCUACAGCAGUCUAGUAGUUGUUCAAUUCAUAACUGAUAGUGUUGUUAAAACAUGGUGUAUUUUUUUAGCGUAUAUCGUUCAAUUCUCGUUUUUGGCAAGUUUUUUCUGGCUUAAUGUUAUGUGUUUUGAUCUAUGGUGGACUUUCAGUGGAUUUAGACCAUUAAGGGGAAAUAUAAGAGAACACGAAGCGAAAAAGUUUAUUAUCUAUUCCAUUUAUGCGUGGGGAUGUACCUCAUUUAUUUCAAUAAUUACAUUUGGUAUGGAGAAUUUGUUAUUUUUACCUACUGAAAAAAUUCGUCCAGGAUUCGGAAUCAAGAGUUGUUGGUUUGGUACUGAUUUAGCCACGCUAUUAUAUUUUUAUGGUCCUAUUGGUACUCUAUUAUUUAGUAAUCUAUUGAUGUUUAUACACACGGCAAUAAUGAUUAUCAAACAUAUGAGAGAUGCUAAAGUACUUAGAGGGUCUGAAAGCCAAAAAAAUGUGGACCAUGAAAAACAAAGAAAUAUAUUGUGUUUCAGAUUCAUGUUGUAUUUGAAAUUAUUCAUCGUCAUGGGUGUUAAUUGGUUAGCAGAAAUUAUAUCAUGGGCAACAGGUUCAGAUGGUUCUGAGUAUGUGUGGUAUAUCACAGACAUUGGAAAUUCUCUGCAAGGAGUGUUGAUUUUUUUAAUCUUUGUAUGUAAAAAACGUGUAUUAAAUUUAUUAAACAAAAAACUUUGUCCACAAUUCCAAAUUUUCAAGACAUCUACUAGUGUAUCUACUCGAACCACUAAUAGCACUGUCUCAUCUAGAACUAGCUCCAAUGUAAAAAAUAAAGAUUCAGUUGAAAUGUCCUCUAAAAGCAUAAGCAAUUCAAUUAAUAAUCAAUUACAAGAUUUUAAAGUUUAAUGAUUGUGUAAUAAAAAUAAAUUUGUUUUAAUUAAAUUUCCUUAUAAGUUAUAGGUACUAAACUUAAAACUUUAUUGUCAUAUUAAUUUUUGCUUUUGACCACGAUUUGUAUUUUGAUUAGAAUUGAGUUUUUAUUUUAAAUUCUACUCUGUUAGUUCCAAAAAUAUAAUCUCAUAUUAGAUGUACACUAUUUUUAAAUAAUGUUUUGUUAGCUAGUAACAAGUAUAAUUUACAUGUAAUUUAAAUGUAUUUUUAAUAGUAUGUAUAUUAGGAGAUUAUUCAUAAUAAUUAUUAUUAAUCAACUUUUUAAAUUAAUAAUAAUUUUACUAGUCAUAUAUUAAUCAUGAGCACUACUAAAAUUAUAUUGGUAUUGUAUAAAUUAUUGCUUAUCGACAAUUGUGUAUAUUUACUUAUCAAUUUGUAUUAACUUUGCAUACCUACCUAUUAUAAUAAUUAAUUGAAUAAUUAUUUUUUCAUUGAAAUGUUCAACCUACCAUUGAUGUAGAAUAUUUAAAAAUGUUAUAAUAAAUGAUUAUCUUUUAUAAUUAAAACCAAUAAAUAGAUAAACUGUAUCUAUUUUGUGUAUCCAAUUUUUUUUUAAGAGGGAUCUCACAACAGCACUAUAUAACAGUAGUUUUCAACCUGUGUGUCACGGCUCCCAAGGGCGUCGUUGGUUAUUAUUAAAGGAGCCGUGUCCGUAGUAUAAACUAAUAAUACAAUUGUAAAAAAUAUGUUUUUUUAUUAUCAUUAUUCGUAUGGGAGCCGUAUAUUUGAUUCCAAAAUCAAAAAGAGCCGUGGACCCAAAAAGGUUGAAAACCACUGCUAUAUAACAUACAUUUACAUUAAUAAUCUGUAUCAUGUAUAUUGUACCUCUAAUAAUUUAGUUUAUAAAAAUUAUAUACAAAAAUUUAUUAUGAAACCAUUUGAAUUAUACAACUAUAUAUUGAAUAAUUAUUAUUAAUAUAGGUAUAUAAAAUUGAUUUUCAUUUCUGAUAAAUGAUGAAAUGAUUUUACAAUUAUGUUUUUUUUUUUUUUUUGGCUGUCAUCACUCGUCGCUUUUUGAGGUGGUGAGAUUACUUUGAUUUUCAAAUUUGUGGAUGAUUUCUAGUAGCAAACAUUGGAUUUAGUUGGUAUCUACUUAGCUGUAGUCAUUUAAUUCCAUAAUUUUUAGUUAUAUUAAGAAUAAUUAAAAAAAUAAAUAAAUAAUUUUUGCCUAUUAA
This is a messenger RNA of Rhopalosiphum padi (bird cherry-oat aphid), 3063 nucleotides long. RefSeq names its product G-protein coupled receptor Mth2-like. NCBI's taxonomy places the organism in Eukaryota, Metazoa, Arthropoda, Insecta, Hemiptera, Aphididae. The transcript has 6 exons. The coding region runs from base 227 to 1843 and encodes 538 amino acids. Gene Ontology annotation, cellular component: membrane. The record is from RefSeq and is a predicted model, not a curated record. Gene Ontology annotation, molecular function: G protein-coupled receptor activity. Gene Ontology annotation, biological process: cell surface receptor signaling pathway; G protein-coupled receptor signaling pathway.